Arvicola amphibius (Eurasian water vole) is the source of this 1198-nucleotide messenger RNA. RefSeq names its product F2R like thrombin or trypsin receptor 3 (gene F2rl3). NCBI's taxonomy places the organism in Eukaryota, Metazoa, Chordata, Mammalia, Rodentia, Cricetidae. Gene Ontology annotation, molecular function: thrombin-activated receptor activity. Gene Ontology annotation, cellular component: membrane. The record is from RefSeq and is a predicted model, not a curated record. Gene Ontology annotation, biological process: positive regulation of Rho protein signal transduction; phospholipase C-activating G protein-coupled receptor signaling pathway; blood coagulation. The transcript has 2 exons. Bases 14 to 1198 code for a protein of 394 amino acids.
UGACCCUGGCAGCAUGUCCUGGCUGCUGCUGUGUCCACUGGUGCUGGGGCUCAGCCUGACACAGGGCACCCAGACCCCUAGCGUCUAUGAUGAUGGAGAAAGUACCGGGGGAGGCCAUGAAGGCACUGUGGGUCCCACAGCUGGACUCAAGGAGUCGAAGUCCCCAGGCCAGCUUCACCCACGAGGCUUCCCAGGCAAGUUCUGUGCCAACGACAGUGACACGCUGGAGCUUCCUGCCAGCUCUCAAGCGCUGCUGCUGGGAUGGGUCCCCACGAGGCUGGUGCCUGCCCUCUAUGGGCUGGUGGUGGCCGUGGGGCUGCCGGCCAAUGGACUGGCGCUGUGGGUGCUGGCCACACGGGUGCCCCGCCUGCCAUCUACCGUCCUGCUCAUGAACCUCGCCGUCGCGGACCUGCUGCUGGCCCUGGUGCUGCCACCACGCCUGGUCUACCACCUGCGUGGCCAGCACUGGCCCUCUGGGGAGGCUGCCUGCCGGAUGGCCACAGCUGCCCUCUAUGGCCAUAUGUACAGCUCAGUGUUGCUGCUGGCCGCCGUCAGCCUGGACCGGUACCUGGCCCUGGUGCAUCCUCUGCGAGCUCGUGUGCUGCGUGGUCGGCGCCUGACCACCGGGCUUUGCUUGGUGGCCUGGCUCUCGGCAGCCACCCUGGCCCUGCCUCUCACUCUGCAGCGGCAGACCUUCCGGCUGGCCGGCUCUGACCGCACGCUGUGCCAUGACGCACUGCCCUUGGCUGAGCAGACCUCCCACUGGCGCCCGGCCUUCACCUGCCUGGCCGUGCUGGGCUGCUUUCUGCCACUGCUGGUUAUGAGCCUGUGCUAUGGGGCCACCCUGCGUGCACUGGCGGCCAGCGGCCAGCGCUACGGCCAUGCACUCAGACUGACUGCCCUGGUACUGGCCUCCGCAGUGGCCUCUUUCACACCCAGCAACGUGCUGCUGGUGCUGCACUAUUCGAACCCAAGUCCUGAGGCAUGGGGCGAUCUCUACGGAGCCUACGUGCCCAGCCUGGCGCUCAGCACCCUCAACAGCUGUGUGGACCCUUUCAUCUACUACUAUGUGUCCCAUGAGUUCAGGGAUAAGGUACGGGCCAUACUGUGUCGCCAGCCGGAGACCAGCAGCUCCUCCCAAGCCUCCAGAGAGGCUGGACGCCGAGGGACUGCCAUUUGUUCCUCUACACUUCUGUGA